AUGGUCUGAAGACCUUCCUGCUGUAAUUUCCUCUUUCCUGCUGGUUUUCCUGCUCAGGACUAUUCAGCAUCAGGGUUGGGCUUCAAGUGUCCCGAAAUCUCAGAGCUAUGAGAGAGUGCUGGGACGUUAUGUUACAAACUUGGAAAAACAAAGUAUGCUGUGUGGAAUACUGGCAGAAAACCAUUGGAAUAUAAAACGGAAGAGACGAACUGUACAGAAAUACCCACUAUUUCUUCAUCGUACAGGAAGCUUCACAUGGAAAGCCUAGGUCAAAGGGUUGUGAGGCCGGCUUUUUGAGCAGAACGCACACACACUCACACACACACACUCUCCCAGAGCAUGCCUAUCAGUCCACCUGCCGACGGCAAACAUGAGGCUUUCGACCGGCCGCGGCAACAACACGCCCCUACCAACGGUAACCACGGGGAUGACAGCAUUCGGGCCUCUCCCGGGACUAAAUCUACCUCCGAACCUAUGGAGGAUCUCCACGGUAACGCAGUUGUCAUCCGCAUCGGAAUUCCUGAUUUGCAGCAAACGAAAUGCCUGCGAUUGGACCUGGAAGCUCCAGUGUGGGUUUGCAAGCAGAGAGUUCUGGUCACUUUGACACAGAGCCUGACCGAUGUGCUUAACUAUGGCCUCUACCUCCCUGCCUUCAACGGGCGUGCCGGAAAGUUCCUCGAUGAGGAGAGAUUGCUCAGGGAGUACCCUCUCCCUACUGUCACACCCGUACCAUACCUAGAGUUCCGUUACAAGAGGCGUGUUUACACUCAGAGCUAUGUAGAAGACAAGCAGCUGGCCAAACUACAUACCAAGGCCAAUUUAAAGAAGUUUAUGGAGUAUGUUCAACAGAGGAGUGUGGAGAAGGUCUGCAGGUUCUUGGAAAAAGGGCUGGACCCCAACUUUCACGAUUGUGACAGCGGAGAAUCUCCGCUCACUCUCGUGGCCCAGCUGGACUCAUGUGCUGAUCUGAUCAAGGUGUUGAGGAGUGGAGGGGCCCAUCUGGACUUCAGAACCAGAGAUGGCCUGACAGCACUGCACAAAGCAGCCCAAACACACAACCAUGUAGCACUGACUACAUUGUUGGAUCUAGGGGCCUCUCCAGACUAUAAGGACAGUCGUGGGCUCACCCCCCUCUAUCACAGUGCCAUGGUUGGGGGAGAUCCAUACUGUUGCGAGCUGCUCUUGUACGAUCACGCCCAGCUAGGCUACAGCGAUGAGAACGGCUGGCAGGAGAUCCAUCAGGCUUGUCGCCAUGGAAACGUGCAGCACCUUGAGCACCUGUUGUUCUAUGGAGCGGAGAUGAGCGCUCAGAAUGCCUCAGGAAACACAGCACUACACCUGUGUGCCCUCUACAACCAGGAAGGCUGUGCUAGAGUUCUCCUGUUUCGAGGAGCAAAUAAAGAAAUCAAGAACUACAACAACCAAACAGCAUUUCAGGUUGCUAUCAUCGCAGGGAACUUUGACCUGGCUGAAAUCAUCAAGAUCCAUAAAACCUCAGACGUUGUGCCUUUCAGGGAGACCCCCUCAUACUCGUUUCGGCGGCGUGCGGUCUGUGUAUCCCCUCGUCGCUCUCUGAUGCGGUCAGCCAGUGAUAAUGCUCUGGAUGAGAGUUUGCCGGCCCCCUCUCCUGCCCCCUCCCUUCGCAGCCUGCCCCCCCUCGAGCCCGACGAUAGCACACCCACCCUGCGCAGCCCCCAGUCUGCUCACACACACACGCGGAGCCUCAGGAGACACACCCGCGGUCAUCUCAGCCCUGGCAGUCCUGUUCAAAGAGAGCCCAGUCCUCCUGCUGUAUCCCGAGGGCCAAAGCGACGUCUGUACAGCGCGGUGCCCGGCCGAACCUUCAUCGCCGUCAGCUCCCACACGCCACAGGGCGAGGGUGAGAUCACGCUGAACCGCGGAGAGAGGGUCAAAGUGCUGAGCAUAGGUGAGGGAGGAUUCUGGGAAGGCUCAGUUAAAGGACGAACUGGCUGGUUUCCUGCUCACUGUGUAGAGGAGGUCCAGAUGAGACAGUAUGACCCACGACUCGAGACGAGAGAAGAUCGUACUAAGAGACUUUUCAGGCACUACACUGUUGGCUCCUAUGACAACUAUACCUCGUACAGUGAUUAUGUUAUAGAAGAAAAAAGUGCAACGUUGCAGAAAAGAGAUAGCGAAGGAUUUGGCUUCGUGCUUCGGGGAGCUAAAGCUGAGACACCCAUUGAAGAGUUCACACCUACUCCUGCAUUCCCUGCCCUGCAAUACCUGGAGUCAGUGGAUCUGGAGGGAGUGGCAUGGAGGGCAGGAUUAAGGACAGGAGAUUUCCUCAUAGAGGUGAAUGGGGUGAGUGUUGUAAAGGUGGGACACAGGCAGGUGGUGUCUCUGAUACGGCAGGGUGGGAGUCGGCUUGUAAUGAAGGUGGUGUCUGUCACGCGCAAACCUGACACAGGAGAUGUCAUCCGCAAGAAAGCCCCCCCACCUCCCAAGAGGGACCCAAGCACCAGCCUGACUCUGCGUUCCAAAAGCAUGACCGCAGAACUGGAGGAGCUGGCGUCAAGGAGAAGGAGGGGAGAGAAGUUGGAUGAGAUGUUAAGUUCACCAAAAGAACCUGUUGUAGUGAUGAGGCCACGCCCCCCAGAUGACCCAAGAGCAGCCACUGUGAAGCAGAGGCCAACGAGUCGCCGCAUCACACAGGCUGAGAUCAGUUCUUUGUUAGAGAGGCAGGGUUUGCCAGCAAAUGCAGGAGUGUCUUUAGCUGUGGACAAAAGUCACAUGCAGCUGCCUCGGGGAAUGUCAAGAACAAAGUCAUUUGGUGCUCCAGAGGAUGAUAGAAUCUCUGCCCUGAUCGGAGAACAUCGCUUCCCUAGAAGCUCUUCAAUGACCGACAGCUUCAGACAAGACAGUAUCCCACCCCCUCCACAGACAGCUCCUCCACCGCCUCCAACUCCCUAUUUCCUUGAUUCAGGACCACCUCCUUCCUUCCUCCCGCCCCCACCCCCCUCUCGCGCUGCCAACCAGAGCCGUUCGAGCUUCCGCCCGGGGGCGGAGCCCAAGCUCCAUGGCCCGGUCACGACAGACCGCCAGCGAAAAACACGCUCCAUGAUAAUUCUUCAGGACACCUCCCAUUUGCCAGUGGAGCCGGCCCCUAUUGCAAGACCGCAAACGCCUACCUCUGGAGCUGCCCCUCCUGAACGCGGUCGUAGGCGUGGCCCACAAGUCGAGAAUCCGUAUGCUAACGUGGGCCGUCUAAGUGCGGUCUAUACUCCAACCAAGCCUCAGCGCAGGAAGAGCCCACUAGUCAAGCAAGGACAAGUUGAGGAGGGUUCUACUGCUCAGUCUAGCAGAGACCCCUCUCCGUUGGGCGGGUUGCGUAUUCCACACAGCAGCCGAGCAGAGCAGUUCCAACAGCAGGUUCUCUCAGAGCGAGCCAGGAUCACGCCUCCUGGGGCCCGCCGAAGACCUAGUGUUUUCUUGUCUGUAGAAGGGGGAGCAACAGAGCCGCAAACCACUCCAUUACUGUCGCAGUCCCACUCUGUGGACGAGUUAGCUGAGUUGCCUCCACCGGCUCCAAUGCUCUCCCCUGGCCCACCACCAGGGGGCACCACUUUUAUACACCCUCUAACAGGUCGACCACUGGAUCCUUCAUCACCACUAGCGCUUGCACUUGCUGCACGAGAACGAGCUCUUAGCGGCCGGAAUACACCCACUCCCACGCCCUCACCUGCACCUUCUCCCACUCAAGGCCGAGUGGUGGAGAGACCCGAGACAGAGGGAGGUGCAACACCACCUGCUCCUCUUGAGGCUCCUCCUACUAAUUCAUGGAGAGAGGAACCUGUAAGCAUCACAGAAACGGCUAGCCAAGUGACUAGCGGUAGCCCUGGGUCUGGACGAAGCCUGGAGGAAGCACUUAGUGUGCCACCCAGUGUGCAACCUGCACUAAUGGAUACAGAGCAUACUCAACCGGCAGUCCCGCCCACUUUGCCCUCCCCUGCCCCCACCCUCUCAAAUCUGACUGCUCGAAGUCUGACUAUGAGCUCAGAGGAGGAGGCGGAGCCCUACACAGUGACCCUGCCUCCUGCACUGCUUUCGUCAAGUGAUGAGGAAACAAGGGAGGAGCUUCGUAAGAUAGGCCUUGUGCCCCCCCCUCAACCCUUCUCCAAUGGCCUUCUAAUUAAAGAAACACCCAAAGCCACUAUAAGCAUUUCACCUAGUGGAUCACGGCCAUCCAUCGCCAAGACCUCCUCUGGAAAAGCAAGUGAUUCAAUGGCAGACUCUGGUGUUGAAGACCCCCAUAUGGAGACCACCAGUACUGUUUCAACAGUCUCCAGCAUGUCCACUUUGUCAUCAGAGAGCACAGACUCCACCCAAGCAAGCAAACCACGUUGUGGGGUGGGGCGUGGUCGCCCCGCCCAUCUCAGGGACCCACUGCUUAAACAGUCAUCAGAUAGCGAGCUGCUUCCACAUCCACCCAGCACAGGCCCCACCCGCCCACGCUACCUAUUCCAAAGACGCUCUAAACUCUGGGGAGAGGAGCCCAAGACACAGGUGGGUGGGGCCGAUGAAAGUCGGCCUGCAGCUAUGGGUGCGGAGUUACUAAGCAAAGAUACUCUUUCACUGGGGGAGGAGCCACCAAUGGGAGCGCCACUUGACCCUGGAAGGAGGUCACCUGUGGGAGGGGCCAGAUGUGAGGAGAAUGGAGAAGAGAGUAAAUCACUCUUUAGUAGUUUAGGAGAGCUUCACACCAUCUCUCAGAGGAGUUAUGGCACCACCUUCACGAUCCGGCCUGGUAGCCGAUACCCAGUAACCCGCAGGACUCCAAGUCCCGGAGCCACUCCAGAACGGAGUGAACCGCUGGGUCCUGUUCGCACUUUUGGCCCUCAUCACCACCAUCACACCAUCCUCAAGUCCUCCAGCCUAAGCUUGCCCCAGGAGCCCAAGGAGGUGCGUUUCGUCAUGAGGAGUGCCAGCGCUCGAGCCCGCAGCCGCUCUCCAUCCCCCUCCCCAUGCGCUUCUCCCUGCCCCUCACCGGUACUUGGAGCCCCUCUCCUGGCCCUGCGACCAUUCAGACAGCGCCCACUAGCACUGUGGAGUAAGUAUGACGUGGGAGAGUGGCUCGAGAGUGUGGGACUAGGGGAGCAUCGCGUACGCUUUUUGGAACAUGAGAUUGAAGGCGCCCAUCUGCCUGCCCUCACCAAGGACGAUCUGGCAGAGUUAGGAGUGACACGUGUGGGACACCGAAUGAACAUUGAACGAGCACUAAAGCAGCUGCUAGACAGUUGAGGAGAGCAGAAAUUGAGAAAAUAGUUCAAAAUGUCAUCACAAAUCAUUUUAAUUUUUACAAUUAGAAUUCCAGUUAUCCCUACGUUUUAUACUACAGUGUCCAGUGCACACACUCUUGUGUAAACCUAACUCCAAGCCAUAAUUUUUUUUUUUACCACACAUUCACUGCUGAAACAUAUGGUGGGGUCAGUAGUCUGAGUCCACACUGAAAAUCUGUAUUUCAAAAUCUAAUUUAACUAGAAAGUUUUGAGGGUUAUUCCAAGUCAAAUCAGCCACAAUUCAGAAAUUUCCUUGAAAUUUUUUAUUUGCUAAUACUUUUUCUGAAGAAAGAUAAACUUAAAUGAUAAUGAAGGACAAAAUAUUUAAUACCAUGGAUCAAUAUUUAAUAAAUAAUCCAUUAUUUUGUUUAGGGGGGUCAAAAUAAAAAAUGUUGCUUUAUGAUUUUGGAGUAAAACUACAGGUCAAAAACAUAACCUAAGAAAGAUGGCAACGGCAUUAUUAUAUUUUUACACAGAGAUAGAUAGGUCUAUUACUAAACUCAGUUGACUUCAGCAGUCUUUGUUGAAUUAUAUGCCAGUGGUGUGAGUCCAAAAAAGUUUAAAUGUUUUUUGUGUUGUUUUUUCCAAAAAUUGAGUGCCUGUAAUAUCCUUUUAGAUCCUGGUUCAGAACAAAAUGUCCUUGUUGUAGGAAUUUUUAAGGCCCUUUUUUGUUAAAUCCCAAAGAUUUGAAAAUCGUUACUUUUUGUCAAUUUUUUAUUGUUAUUAAGACUUAAUACUUAAUAUUAAGAAUAAGUGACACAUGUUGCUCCUCAGUUAGUGCAAUAUUAUAUCUAAUUUUUAGAUUUCAGAAAUGUACACCUGCAAAGCUCUGAAAUGCAUCAUUAGGGGUCCAAAAACCAAAGAGGUGUCAGAAACUGUAAAUCAUAGAGAUUGCAGUCUUGGUUGGAUGGUCACAAACUUGUUCUGCAGUCAAGAAUCAAUCAUGGGUGAUUAUGGGCCACACACAAAAACGUAUUCACUCAUACAGUAUCUUUUAAACGAUUAAAUGAAUCAAUUAUUCUUUUUUUUUAUUUGAUUUUUUUAUAUUGAUUGGUUUGGGGAUGGAAGAGCCAUAGACCUCUGGUUAAAUUGACACAAAUGACCCAGAAGGUUUUGAAAAAGUUUAAGCCAUGAAACAGUAUUACGCAAAAUAAAGACAGUUUCUGUGCUAUUUCUAUGCCACUAAUUAAAUAAGCAAAGGAUUCGUAGAGUCCAUGGUGGUGUAUGCUGUCAUUAAAGUAGGGGGACAAACUUUUCACUCAAAUUGUUAAGAUGAUAAGAUAAUUUGUAAUGGAGAAAAACAAAAAAAACAAUGCAAAAUAGAAGCAAUUUUCACAAGUUCACUCAGACUUUUGAACACCACUGUAGAUAUUAUUCAUGCACCCCUGAUUUAAAAGGACAGUUUACCCAAAAAUGAAAAAUAAUUGACCCUCAUGCCAUCCCAGAUGUGUAUGACUUUCUUUCUGCAGCAGAACACAAACAAAGAUUUGUAGAAGAAUAUCUGAGCUCUGUAGGUCCAUACAAUGCACGAUACGAUCGCUUUGGGUGAGAAACACAUCAAUAUUUAAGUCCUUUUCAUUAUAACUGUUUACUUUCGGUCGCUAUAAAAUGCACAUUCAUGAGAGAUCCAAGUACACACAGCCUCUCACAUGACAUACAGUAAGUGCACUGGCAUGUUCAAAUGAAAGCAAAACCAACGAAGCGUGUGAACAGCGUUCUGUUGUAAAUAAACCGAGCUGCACUUCCGGUUGUAUCGCGUCUUGCUUGAAUAUGCCAACACGCCUACGUCACACGAAAGGCUGCGUGAACUCGGUCCUCUCAUGAACGCGCAGUGUAGAGUGAAUGAAAGUAAGCAAUUUUAGUGAAAAGGACUUAAAUAUUAAUCUGUUUCUCAUCUCGCUUUAAAAGUAAUUCAUUUAACCACUGGAGUCGGAUGGGUUACUUUUAAUAUGACUGUCUGUGCUUUUUGGAGCUUUAAAGUGCUGAUCACCAUCAGCUUGCAUUGUAUGGACCUACAGAGCUGAGAUAUUCUUCUAAAAAUCUUAAUUUGUGUUCUGCUGAAGAAAGAAAGUCAUAACUAUCUGGGAUGGCAUGAGGGUGAGUAAAUGAUGAGAGAAUUUUCAUUUUUGGGUGUACUAUUCCUGGAACACUCACAAAAUUACACCUCCUUACCACAUUCUAUAGUUUGCCGUACACUUACAAAAAAAAAAAAAAAAAAUCGUGGAAAAUACAUGCUGGACAGGAGCAUGGACCUACUGCGCAAUAUCUACUACUUAAAGCUACAGGUUUUAAGAGAACUGAAUUUAAUGGCCAUAUUUUUAAUGGGUUUCCUGCACAAUAACAAAUGAAAUAGCCAGCAAGCAGCCAUUUCCUUCUCAUGCAUGUUUUACAAUCAAAUUGUGACAAUGAAGGUGUGGGAAAACACUACAGACUGCUCUCACAUUAACAGAGGAAGUGUAAGAAUAUCAUCACCGUCUGGAUUCACAUGGAUUUCCUACUUCUAGAAGAGAGACUUAUGAAAUGUAGUAUCAGUAUCCACUUGGGAGCAAAUAGAAAGGAAGAGAAUGGAAAUCUCUCUUGUAAACAAUACCAAUGCUUCCAAGUGCCUGGAAUUUAUAGUAUGUUCACCUACCAUCUUGCAACUCAAAAAAGUAUAUAGCCAUGUAAAUGGUGACUGUAAAAUGUAUUGUUGCAAUUGGACUUGGCAUGUAAAUGCAACAUGUCCCAAGUAAGAAAGGAUCUGACAAUCUGCCCUAAACCAGGAGAAACAACUUCUCCCAAUACAAUACAUGUGGCCUUGAGGUAAUACUGCUGCCAUCUCAAAUUUGUUAAAGAUAGAUAUUUUCAGUCACUACAUUCAAUUUUAUAUGUAUAUGAUAUAUGGAGUUAGUUAUAUAUUCAAAAGAGGAGAAUGUAUGAGAAUAAGGUGAGAUUUACUUGUCUUAUGACCUGUGAGAUUGUGUCAUAUUUGGUUUUACUUCACAUUUGUUAUUUUAUUUGUCAGUUAUCAAACCAAUACCCUAACAUGAACACAGUUACUCUUUUCCCCCAUAGUAUAACUUGUGAUUUGUGAGUUAUAAACACAUAAUCUUUGGACUAGUUGAACAGUUCUUUUUCAUGGUUUAAAAAAAAAAAAAUCAUAAUUACAAAAAGACCUUUGACCUUUGUCUAUUAUGAAUAAAUGCUUAUAUAGAUUAACUGUUUUGUUUAAACACGAUUUGAAAUACUUUGAGUUGUAGGUAUACACUUUUAAAUGUUACCUUUUGUAUUUGAUUAUUCAGCAUCAGUCAGUCAUUUCAUGCUGAUCAAUUUGUGAAUUUAAGAAGACAAUAUUUCUUUGACAUGAUCUAUUUGGUCUGUAUUGUGCAAUUACUCAUUUGAACUUCAUAUCAAGACUUUCGAUUUAAAACAAUAUGAGCAAAAUACACUGUAUGCUACCUAAGGGCUUUUAACAAAAGACAAAUUAUAAACAUUCAAUAUAAUAAUUUUUUACAAAUCUGUUUGAGUGGUCAUGUGGCGAAAUUGCAUGAUCCCCAGCUAUUAGUUAAAGGGAUUUUGGUUCACCCAAAAAUGCAAAUGCUCUCAUCAUUCACUUAACCUCAUGCCAUCCUAGGUGUGUAUGACUUUCUUUCUUCUGCAGAAUGCAAAUUAAGAUAUUUAGAAGAAUAUCUCAGCUUUGUAGGUCCAUAUAAUGCAAGUGAAUGGUGAACAGAACUCAGAAUGUUCCAAAAAGAAUAUAAAUGCAGCAUAAAAGUAAUCCAUAAGACUCAAGCGGUUAAAUCCAUAUCUUCAGAAGCAACAUAAAAGGUGUGGGUGUGAAACAGAUCAAUAUUUAAGUCCAUUUCUACUUAAAAUAUCUACCUUUGAUCAGCCCCAACCAGUAGAUAGUGAUAUGCAUGAAGAAUGUGAAUCACCAAAAAAAAGAAGAAGAAUGUGGAAGUGAAAGUGGAGAUUUAUAGUAAAAAAGGACUUAAAUAUUCAUCUGUUUUUUACCCACACCUAUCAUAUCGCUUCUGAAGACAUGGAUUUCACCACUGAAGCCAUAUGGAUUACUCUUCGCUCUGUGAUGUACCAUGACUUGAGGGCGGUGUUCAGCCGGUCCCGUGCCACAGCCCUCCCUCCUCAUCGCCCGUACGACUGUGUGUUUGAACUGCUUCCUGGCACCUCUCCUUCUUGGGGACGGCUGUAUUUGCUAUCGGCUCCCGAGAGGGAGGCCAUGAACAGGUAUAUCAAUGAUUCUGUGGCAGCUGGUCUCAUCCGCCCUUCCUCAUCGCCCGCAGGGGUGGGGUUCUUCUUCGUGGAGAAGGAUGGCUCACUUAGACGCAGCAUAGAUUAUCGGGGGCUGAGUGACAUCACGGUGAAGAAUCGUAAUUCUUUGCCGUUAAUGUCCUCAGCCUUCAAACUCUUACAGGGGGCGUCUGUCUUUACAAAGUUAGACCCAUGCAAUGCUCAUCACCAGGUCCAAAUCAGGAAGGGGGAUGAGUGGAAGACGGCCUUUAACACCCAUAGGGGGCACUUCGAAUAUUUGGUUAUGCCUUUCGGAUAGGUCAACGCCCCCACCAUCUUCCAGGGGCUCGUAAAUGAUGUGGCUAGAGACAUGGUUGAUGGUUUUGUGUUUGUUUAUCUUGACGAUAUUCUGAUCUUCUCCCAGAAUAUCCAGGACCAUGUGCAGCAUGUCUGGCAGGUGCUUCAGUGACUGCUAGAGAAUCGGCUGUUUGUCAAGGUGGAGAAGUGUGCCUUUCAUGCACAGUCGGUUCCAUUCCUGGGGUUCAUCGUUUCGUCCGAGGGAGUGCGCAUGGACCCUGCUUAAGUCAAAGCCGUCUACAGUUGGCCAACCCCAGAUUCCCGCAAAGCAUUUCAGAGGAUUCUGAGGUUCACAAAUUUUUAUCAGAGGUUUAUUAGAAACUACAGCCAACUCGGUGCACCUUUGAUGGAUCUCACCUCCACCCUCACUGACUUUUGCUGGUCCCCACAGGCUGCAGCCAUGUUUUCCAAACUAAAGGAGCAGUUUUCUACUGCACCUAUUUUAAUAACUCCCGACCCUGCCAGUCAGUUCGUGGUGGAGGUGGAUGUGUCCGAGGUUGGUGUUGGAGUGGUCCUCUUGCAGCGCUCUCCCUCGGAUGGAAAGAUGCAUCCGUGAGCAUUCUUUUCGCACCACUUAACACCGGCUGAAUGGAACUAUGACGUCGGUAACUGAGAAUUGCUGGCGGUCCGGUUGGCCUUGGGCGAAUGGCGUCAUUGGUUAGAGGGUUCAGGGAUACCUUUCAUAGUCUGAAAUGAUCAUAAGAACUUAGAGGACAUCCGUAGCGCAAAACGCCUCAAUUCUAGAUAGGCUCGCUGGGCAUUAUUUUUCACUUGGUUUAAUUUCACCCUUUCGUAUCGCCCGGGCUCUAAGAACGUCAAGCCCGAUUCCUUGUUUCGAUGUUUCGAAAUCGAGACCUCCACCAUCCCACCGGAUACCAUCCAACCUGCCACUCGAGUGGUGGGCAUGGUAUCCUUGGAGGUGGAGGCUAAAGUCUGUGCUACGAAACACCAUGCUCCUCGCCACAUGCCCAGUGGGCAGGUUAUUUGUUCCGCUGUCAGUUUGAACCCACGUCCUACAGUGGGGUCACUUGUCCAAUGUUGCUUGCCACUCAGGGGUGGCCCGCACCCAGACGCUCAUUAGACAAUGUUUCUGGUGGCCAUCGCUUGCAUGGGACAUAUGCCAGUUUGUUGCCGCUCGCCCCAUUUGUGUGACAAAUAAGAUCUCCUGUAACACCACGGUCGGGCUCCUUCAACCGCUGUCUGUCUCUUCGAGACCCUGGUCGCACAUAGCCAUGGAUUUCGUAAAUGGUCUCCCCCUCUUCCAUGUCAACACAGUCGUUUUGAUUGUAGUGGAUCGGCUCUUGAAGGUGGCACAUUUCAUUCCCCUCCCCAAAUUACCCUCAGCGUGGGAGACAGCAGUAGCAGUCAUAAACCACAACUUCCGCAUUCAUGGCCUCCUGGUCGAUGUGGUUUCUGACAGAGGCUCCCAUUGUGUCACGUUUUUAGGCAAAGUUCUGUCGACAGCUGGGGGCUACAGUGAGUCUGUCCCCUGGGUUCCACACCCAGACAAAUGGGCAAGCGGUGUGGACUAAUCAGGAACUGGAAAAGACCCUGUGCUGUAUGGCCUCCUGUAACCAGUCUUCUUGGAGUGAUAAUUUAGUCUGGGUCGAGUACGCCCACAACUCCUUUCCAUCAUCAUCUACGGGGUUAUCGCUCUUCCAGUGUAGCCUCGGCUACCAGCCCCCUCUGUUUCACACUCAAGAACCUGAUGUUCAGGUCCCGUCCAUACACACCUUUUUGAAGAGGUACUGUCACGGCUCCGGUGAGUUUGCCAGUUUAUUCUGUUGUUUUGUUUUACUCUCUCCCUCAUGUCUCGCAGGCCGAGCUGGCACGCAUGAUCAGUGUUUCCAUGGGAACAUCGAUCGUUCCCAGGGAGGCUCUGAUCAUGCCACUGAUUAACAUGCUGCCUACACCUUUUCCACUCUAAUUGCACUCCCUACUUAAUCCUUGUGUGCCCUCACUGUCUUUGCUAGAUUAUUGUGUGUGCUGUCAAGCAACUAACCUUGCUCUCUGGGUCUAGUUGGUGUUGUCUCGUGUAUCUGUUGGUUGCCUGUCUCUGCCUGCAUGUCGGGAUUGUGGUUACCUUCCAGCUUGCUGUAUGCCUGUCCUCCCACCCACGAAUCGCCAGUGGAGGAUUCCUCAUCACUGCCCGCGUGUCAGGAAUACAACUGCCCACUUUGGCCUGGGCUUUGUUCUCUGCACCUUACCACGCUUCAACGGAAACUUCCUAUGGAUCUGCUCCUGACUUCCACAACACAUACACCUGUCUACGAAUACACUCUUCCUUUGCCCACUGCACAACCAUGAUGCGCAUGGUGACUCAAACUUCGCCUUAUGCUACUGCUGCCGGUGCUGGGAUCUCCAGCCUUAAACAUUUUAGUAAAUUGACAUUUUCUGUUGUUAAUAAAUCCUUUGAACUGUU
Myxocyprinus asiaticus (Chinese sucker) is the source of this 12303-nucleotide messenger RNA. Its product is annotated as SH3 and multiple ankyrin repeat domains protein 3-like. The transcript has 25 exons. The record is from RefSeq and is a predicted model, not a curated record. Gene Ontology annotation, cellular component: postsynaptic membrane; dendritic spine; postsynaptic density. NCBI's taxonomy places the organism in Eukaryota, Metazoa, Chordata, Actinopteri, Cypriniformes, Catostomidae. Gene Ontology annotation, molecular function: synaptic receptor adaptor activity; ionotropic glutamate receptor binding. The coding region runs from base 340 to 5259 and encodes 1639 amino acids.